Messenger RNA from Orbilia oligospora ATCC 24927, 918 nucleotides. RefSeq lists its product as uncharacterized. The record is from RefSeq and is a predicted model, not a curated record. The transcript is spliced from 2 exons. Lineage: Eukaryota; Fungi; Ascomycota; Orbiliomycetes; Orbiliales; Orbiliaceae. The coding region runs from base 1 to 918 and encodes 305 amino acids.
AUGCAUUCAACCACAUCAAAGCUCCGCGAGACCCUCGCCCGGGCACCGCGCAAUUCCGCCUAUGCCCGUCACAUCCAAAAAUGUCUACAGUACGUAGACUUCUACGGCGGAUCGGUGCCCACCGCUCCAAAGGGCAAAACCGAACGCGAUCUGUUAGAACAAGAAUUCGAGUUCCUGCGUGAUGACUCGAACGACAACGGUACUGGUAACAACGACACAGCCAAAGAAAUAGCAAAAAAAUAUUAUGAAAAUUUAUUCCGAGAAUUCGCUUUGAUUGAUUUAUCAAGAUGGCGAGAAGGGCAGGUUGCAUUACGUUGGCGGACAAAGCAAGAAGUUCUGCAGGGUCUGGGGCAAUUCACAUGCGCCUCGUUAACAUGUCCCCGACAUGCUGCAGCGCCAACUGAGGAAUCUAUAGACGAGUUUAGGCUCGAUGAUACCAGUACCAGGGACAACAACAAGAGCGAAACAGGCGAAGGUGUUGGACUUGAGACCUUCGAAAUGAACUUUGGGUAUAUGGAAAAAGGGGUAAAAAAGAAUGCUUUGGUGAAAGUCUGCGUAUGCGAAAAAUGCGCUGGGAAAUUAAGGAGGGUAAAGGAAGGGCGAAAAGAUGAUGACAGGCGAGAGCGAAGGAGAAGCAGGGAUCGGAGAGAUUCUAAAGACAGGCGGCAUAGACGACAUAGGGAUGAAAGUGAAGAACAUGCAUCAAGGACAAGGCGCAGGAAAGAUGAUGAAAAAGAAAGAAUAUCCGAUCAUGGUGGUGUCGAAGAUUCUGGGGAAAGUAGUCGACGUCAUAAAAGUAGGGACCGUCACCACAGAAGUGACCGACGCAGCAGCCGCAAGGAUGAGAGCGAACGAUACCACCGAUCUAACCAUAAGAGGACCUCUCGAUCUCGGUCCCCAAGCCAUGGUCCCACUUGA